Molecule: messenger RNA, 2498 nt
Organism: Alosa alosa (allis shad)
Lineage: Eukaryota; Metazoa; Chordata; Actinopteri; Clupeiformes; Clupeidae
Gene: drd2l
Product: dopamine receptor D2 like
Exons: 8
Coding region: 146-1564 (472 amino acids)
Biological process (GO): adenylate cyclase-activating adrenergic receptor signaling pathway
Cellular component (GO): presynaptic membrane; glutamatergic synapse
Molecular function (GO): dopamine neurotransmitter receptor activity, coupled via Gi/Go; G protein-coupled receptor activity
Source: RefSeq, a predicted model, not a curated record
AGCAGACCAGAGAAAAGAGAUGACUCGCGGUGCUCAGAAAGCGUUUUGUCUGGAGAGUGGGGAGUUUCUGAACGUUGAGACUCAUUGCGCCAGGGUUUGAAUCUGGAUUGAAGAGUUCGCCUGUGGCAGUAGUUCUAGCUUGGUCAUGUCUUUUCUCAACCUCACGGACGCCUCCUCUCUGAGCGCCCCCAACUGCUCUGUCCCCCUGGCGCCGGCCGCUCCUCCGUACAACUUCUACGCCGUGCUGCUGGUGUUGCUCAUCUUCUGCGUGGUAUUCGGGAACGUGCUGGUGUGCGUGGCCGUGUCCAGGGAGCGGGCUCUGCAGACCACCACCAACUACCUCAUCGUGUCGCUGGCCGUGUCUGACCUGCUGCUCGCCACCCUGGUCAUGCCCUGGGGCGUCUACCUGGAGGUGGUGGGGGAGUGGCGUUUCAGCCGCCUGCACUGUGACGUCCUGCUCACUCUGGACGUCAUGAUGUGCACCGCCAGCAUCCUCAACCUGUGCGCCAUCAGCAUCGACAGGUACACAGCGGUGGCCAUGCCUAUGCUCUAUAACACACGAUACAGCUCUAGACGGCGGGUGGCUCUGAUGAUUGCCGUGGUCUGGUUCCUGUCCUUCGCCAUCUCCUGCCCCUUGCUGUUUGGCCUCAACAACACAGCAAGUCAGGAGGGUCGUGACUGCAGCUUCGCUGACCCGGCGUUCGUGGUCUACUCCUCGGUGGCCUCGUUCUACGUGCCGUUCAUAGUCACGCUGCUGGUGUACGCGCAGAUCUGCGUGGUGCUGCGCAGGAGGGGCAGACGCACCGCCCCCUCACGCAGACACGGCCUGACCGCAGACACCGCACACAGACCCAGGAAGAAUAAAUGCACCCACCCAGAGGAUGUGAAGCUGUGUACCCUUAUUCUGAAGCCCCCAGCCACAGCCCCCCCACGCAAGAAGGUGACGUUGGUGAAGGAGGCCGUGGUUCACCCUCCGGAGGUGGACCCCAUGUGUUUUCUGCCUCAGAAGGAGUCGCCUCAGACGUCGCAGCCUCAGCCCCAUGGAGUCCAGCAGCCCCAUGGAGUCCAGCAGCCUCAGCCCCAUGGAGUCCAGCAGCCCCAUGGAGUCCAGCAGCCCGCCGCCUGCGCGCGCGUCUCCCUCUCGGCCACCGUGGCUCCGGCCGCUGCAGCACCCCCCACGGUCCCUGCCGCCCGCUCGGCCCUGGUCCCCCGGCGGGCCACCUUCCAGGCGGAGGUGCACGCCCGCGAGGGAUGGAGGGAGAGGAGGCUGGAGAGGGAGAAAGGAGGGAUGACGAAGGAGAGAGUGCGGGGGAGGCUCUCACAGCAGAAGGAGAGGAAGGCCACUCAGAUGCUGGCCAUCGUGUUAGGAGUGUUCAUCAUCUGCUGGCUGCCCUUCUUCCUGACCCACGUACUGAAGGCCCACUGCGGCAGCUGCUGCAUCUCGCCGUCCCUGUACAGCGUGGUCACCUGGCUGGGCUACCUCAACAGCGCUGUCAACCCCGUCAUCUACACCACCUUCAACAUCGAGUUCCGCAAGGCCUUCAUCAAAAUCCUCCACUGCUGAAGACGAGGAUGGAGAGAGGGAGAGAGCAUAUGAUGAAGAAAGGAAGGAAGAGUCAGAAGGACAAAAUGAGAAAAGGAACAGAAGUGAACUAAAGUGUGGAGGAGUGGAGUCAGAAGGUAGAUGUGAUGAAAUCCAAAAACAAAAAGAUGAUAAAAUCUCAUGCAAAGCAGAACUAUAGAAAAUGAUGAACUGUCAUUUUGAAAUGUUUUUCUUUUGUGAUUUCUCAGCCUUUAACUCAAUCUUGACUCACAAUUUUUCGGGAGCUGUCCCUUUCAAGUCUUUUUGAAAUAAUAUCGGAUGAGUGCAGUGGACGAUAGUGCUAAUCACGGACCCAGUGAUCAAAGAAAGCUUCCUUUGAAUCUGAGCUUGUGCUGAAUGGCACUGUAUGUCCACUGGAGCAGCAUGUUGAAGGGAUCACGCCUCCGCUCAUGGGUGUCAAUUUACCUCUAGAGGGAACAAACACAUUGAGAGCCCAAUGGAGGUCAGUAUACUGUAGGGUGGGCUGUAAGUCUCUUGUUUUCUUUUUGCCUGUGAUAUGCUAAGACUGGCACUAGCUAGCACCCAUGGGUGCUACUCUCCUAAAGAUCUCCUAGUCUUCUGAUGUCCAAGGUUGCCGGUUAGAUCCCAAUGCUGUAUUCAGGCGACAUGUGAUUUCAUAUCAUGCACCACUAUGGAAAGAAACUCAAUGGAGUUGGAGAAAUGUUAAUGACUGGACCUCCGUUUUGGCCUGGAGUCGUGGAAGUGCAGUAGCCUUAUAGAUAACAGAACAUUGGACAUCUGUGACUGAAUUCAAUGUAUAAAUUGUACAUUUAAAGCUAAUACCACAAUGCAAUGUUACACAUGGCCCUUCUGGAAAUAAUGUGAAUUAAGGCUUUCCUUAAACAUGUUUAUGCCUAAUGAAGGCUCAGAAAAAUAAAUAAAACUGUAUACAGCA